Molecule: messenger RNA, 10077 nt
Organism: Postia placenta MAD-698-R-SB12
Lineage: Eukaryota; Fungi; Basidiomycota; Agaricomycetes; Polyporales; Adustoporiaceae
Exons: 29
Coding region: 1-10077 (3358 amino acids)
Source: RefSeq, a predicted model, not a curated record
AUGGCCUUGAGCUACGUUUCUCUCGCAUUGCGCUUGCUCCUGUUAAGUCAUCCGGGAGAGUACUCAGCUUGGGCAAUCAUUGUUCUCUGGGCACUACGGAUCGUAUCGCUCUCACUGCUGUUCCGGACAUACGUGGGCCCUUCAAUCCUCAGACUCGUCUCGAAACGAUUGCAAGUACGUAGCGUAAGCUUACGCUCCAUUCGUGGCAUAUACUUCCGUGCAGGAAGUGGGACAUGGCAGAUUGAAAGGGUCGGCAUAUCGUAUCACCGUCCUUCAGCAACCACUGCAAGUCGGUUCUCCUUGGUGGUAGAGGGCCUCAAGCUGGAACUCGCGGAGGCUGAGGAUACAUCAAUCAUCAAGCCCUCACUGAGUCGUACGAAGCCGCAGCAUCUGCCAUCUAAAUCUCUUACACCUCGUAUGCGCCAAAUGCUGUCUAAGGCGUGGCGUGUGCUGGGGGUUAUCUAUGCCUCUGUCGACCCCUACAUACGACCUUUCAUCCGGUCGACUAUUGUCGGAGUACUGCGCGUGGUGAUACAAGCAUUGCCUGCACUCACCCAUGUGCUCGAUUUUGAGCUCCAAUCUGCUGUUGUCACGCUUUCGGCAAUACCAGGCGUGGAGCUCGCGGUUGCACAAGUCCAAGUCCACACCAAGGUAUCGCUUUCUUCUCUGGGCAGCCUAGUCAUACCGGAGUCUACGCUUGCACGCCCAGUCCAACACAGACGGUUCACCAGUGUCGCAGACUGGAACGCUCGCCUGGCGAGCAGUGUACGUCGUACUUGGGACAAGGCCUGGGGUGCGACUCAAGUGACAACAUCUCUUUCUGUUCGUGUGAAGGACAUCUCGGGCACAUCAUCUGCUCUGGCUCUGAAUGAUCUACUCUCAAUACCCUCCGUCGGUAUGGUAUCAUUUGUCGACAUCGCGUCGACAGAAUUCACAGUAUCUCUCUGCAUCGAUCCUCACAGAGCCAUUCAACCUCAUAGUGUGACGACAUCCUUGUCGCUGGAUGCAGUCAAUCUCAACAUCGACGUCGUCAAAUACCUAAUGAAAGCUCUCAAGAAGGAGGAUAGGACUUUGGAUACCCCCAUUGAUCGCACACAGCCGAACGUUCAGCCUACGUUCAGUCCGCCGCUCCGGCCAUCGUCUCUGGAAAGUCGCCGAAUGACAUGGUCAUCUCCCAUGUCCCCAGGGUCUCCUCUCAGGGAGGCUCUGUCAUCCGCGUCUGUGCGCUUCGGUUGGGGUUUUGGUCCGACACCCGCCCGCAAGCUAAACAGACGAGAUGACGCUCAAACUCACAUCUCGAUGUUCAAAGCUGUCAGCUUCAAUGUGAACAAGCUGACCUUGCGGCACUGCCUAACACCCGUGCAGACAGAUGUCUCUCAAGUCUUUGCUGUCACAAUGAACAAUCUUCACUUGGGUGGUGGUCUAAGCCAUCCAGAUAUCAACUCGAUGCACCGCCAAUAUCUUGGCUCACGGAGUGUGCCCAACGACGAUCUGAGCGCAGACGUCUACCGUCUCGAUUUUUCUGUCAGCUCGCUUACCCUGGACAGAUUUGGAUCAGGCGCUGUCGUAGACCAUCUUCAGGUUAUAUCCGUGGACCUAGUCAAAAUCGACGCCGUCGUGUCUCAGUGGCCAUUUCCCUGGGUAUGUGGUCCAACGUUCAUGUCGGGCGACCCAAACUCCCAGCUCUUGGCGGUGAAUCUCGAGCUGGGUUCCAUUCGGCUCACGGAACGGCUAGAGGUCCUUCAAAGUAUGCUCGCGAAUAGGCCGAGCCCAAAGCCGCAUUCCGAGUCACGCACGCUCCUCCCAUCCGUACUUUCCCCCCUCCCCAGAGUAGCCUUCGGCAUGAAGAUCGGGCCUGUCCUCGUGCGCCUCAUCUCGACCGGUACAAGCAGCGACGAAGGCCCGUUUGCGCUCGAGGCGCGGACAGAUGGCUUCAUGACGUCUUUCGAUUCCCAGUAUCGCUUUAUGACCGACAAACACCUGUCUAACAUGGCGCACGACCACCCAGGGCUGCAGAUGGACUUCUACCUCAAAUGCGCACUUCACCGUACGUUCGUCAGCGUCUGUUUCGGAUCGGACAUGAGCGAAGGACAUCAUCCCGGACCACUGCCUGGCUCCUCCAGCUACCCGGGAGAGAACCUCUUGUCGCUGGAAGCGAUCGAAAUAUCAGGACAUGGCUCCUCCCUCGGCGACAUUGCAGAUGAAUUACAUGGCGCGGUGACUAUGGACGUACCAUCAUUGUUUACGGAAUUACACUGCUCGACGGAAGCCAUCUCCAUCGAGCUGUGGCAGCCGGGCGUGAUUGGCGCUGUGCGCAGGAUGGCGAGGACUUUCGGCGGUUCACCCAAGCCGCCUGUGAAGCGAGACUCACCGCAGUACGUCCUUGACCACCUCCCAUUCGGUAUCGCCGCAUCCGUGGCAGUCGGCCGCUUGGUUGUCUUUGUCACAGGGCCGGACAUCGCACCCGGAGAUGAACUUGAGCUCACCCGUGGAGUCGCGAUCCACUCCGGCAUAUCAUUCAGCUAUUGUGCUGUCCAUAGCAGGCACUCUGACCGCAUCCGCGACCUGCUUCCUCGGAGUCAAAAACGACUGAGCUUAUCACUUCCCUCUGAAAACAUCGUAAAAGCAGUGGCUGGUGCGACCGUGCCGUCGGCUAUGCCAAACACCCGUGUUCUCUUAGGUAUCGCGCUUUGGGAUGUUGGUCUCCGGGAUGCCAUCGCAACUCGAUUUACUGCCGAUGAUCCAUAUUGCUACGCUGACGGGGACGGCAGCCCCGCUUCUCGUGAGUCCGUCCGGAUCAAGUCUAUCGACGUGGACGUCAUCCUCUCCGGUAUGCGACCGAACGGUUCGUAUCGUCCGGGUGUCAAGGACGACCUCCUGAUUACGGUCCUCGUAUCGAAAGUGCGCGGCUCCUUACGCCUCGCCCAUAUAUAUAAUAUGCUCCUGGCCGCCAAGACACUUAAGACGCUCACACCUGCAUCCCCGAAGCCUGUCUCCAAGACUGUCGCCGCCCCCUCAACUCUCGCGUUACAUUUCCAGUCUGAUCUCAGAGAGCUUCAAGUGCUCUUCGAGUUCCCUCUUCGGUCGAAGAUGUUUGCUCGUAUCUCCAAUCUACGUUGCCAGCUGCUUCCUGAGGAAGCAAUGCAGGUCAAGUGGAGCAGCCUUACUCUCGCAGUUGCUGCGACGACGCUUCGUGAUGGGCGGGAGAAAGAAAAUUGGGAAGAACUCGUUCGGUUGACUGAUUGGAGAGUGACAAUACCUUCGAGUACGCGUCCACCCUCCCUUUUGGUUGAGGGUGACAGCGGUCGUCUCCACAUACCGUUUGACUUUGUAUUGGCAGACCUCAUUCUCGACAUCAAUCUCACUGUGAAGAGCUCAAAGCAUCUGAUACGCAUGGUAGCUGCAGGGAAAUACUCCCAGCCUCCCGCUCCGGAGGCCGAGGAGGCUAAGAUUGUCCCGGACAUUACCAUCAAAGUCCGCUGCUUGACGGUUCAAGCCGCCGACGAGGAUCUCGAGUCAAACUUAGGACUUAUCUGGCGAGCAGGUUCAGAGGCCUCUCGGGUUAGGCUUGAGAGAGACGAAGCAUUCGAAGCCAAAGCUUCCGUAAUUCGUACAUCACACGGCUCAAGUCUAACCUCUAAGCCUGGUGACGUCGACCCUGACUUCCAUUUCGGUAACAAGCACACUGUGUCGGUGGACAACGCUCGACAGCGGCUUCAUCAGGUACAUUCCGUCGCUUGGAGGUCAGCUUUCGUGAAGGCGAAGCAGACACAAGCGGCUCGUGAGGUAUCUUACGCAUAUUAUGCAGCUAGGACUCGAUGUGAGGAAGACACGUUUGGAGAUCUCGUGCGCGUUAACCCAUUGAGAUCCAUCCCACCCUUAUUCCGACUAACGUUCGACUCGCUAUCUUUACAUCUCAUCGCACCUCCAUCUCUCAUCAACAACGUCCCUGACUUCCUUUUCGCCGCGGGUAAUGGGCUCCCCAAGGACACAGAGUUCUCGCUGUUGGUACCACUCCAUCUGAACUUUACAGUAGCCUCCUUACGGUUUUCGUUCCGCGAAUAUCCUCUUCCUUUGCUCAACAUUCCGCCAAAUACCUCUGAAGGCUCGCCAGCCCUUGAAUUCGAUGGUCAUGUAGUAAUUGCGGAGGAAAUGGGCACCGAAUCUUCUGUCGAAUGGUUCCCCGCGGAGGUUGUUCCGGCUCAUCAAGGACUUCACGGCGCUGCCCACUUGUCUAUAAUGGUACCGAAAACAAUUAUGCCUGUCAAGACUUACGCUGAGCCUACGAUACGAGUCCUGACCUCGGGUACAACUGAUUUCUCAUGGGGAGUCAGCUACGGCGCUGCCACGCAGGAUCUCAUGAGGAUCAUCGACACGCUUUCACAUGCUCCGCGGGACUGCUCUCCUCCCAUUGGCUUCUGGGACAAGUCACUUAGUCUGAUAGCAAUGGGUGCACAACUCCUAGCUGCGACUCGUCUUCCAUUGGCGCUUGAAGGUUCUAUUUGCGGGCGAUAUACAUCUGCACAUGAAAGUCUCAAAGGACCUGGUGCAGGGUUCGCUCUAUGUUGGAGUGGGAAUCCCCAGCUACUCAUCGGACAGCCAAAUGAUCAGAAUGAACUGAUACAAGUGAUCAGUGAUUCUAUGUUGGUCAUCAUUCCAAAGUCCGAAGGACAGUUGCACAUGCCAUCGAUAUCAUCAGUGCCCUUCACGGAGUCAGAAACCAGCAAGUCCCGCGAGCCUAAGGUCUGUGCUAAACUGAGCUCCGGCGUGCGGUUCGGCGUUGGCUUUGCUCUCGAAAGGGCUUGUGGGCCGGAGUGUCAGGAAUGCAGCGGCAAACCUUUUGACCGCAAAUGUCGUUUCUUUGAUUUCAAGCCACACUACAAUGUGAAACUGGAAACGAAAGAGCAGGCUCCGGAGCCCAAGUCAGCGGAGGAUUCGUACAACGGUUUCCGAUCUGACUUCAUACAUAUGUCAUUAUCCCUCACAUCUGCCGUUCACAAAGGCCGUCGUCAUCUUACUCAACAGCAAAGUAGCAUACAUCUGUCGCCGGAAGUCUUCGAGCACUUCUGGGCCUGGUAUCAUUUGUUUGACGGCCCUCUAUACGCUCGCAAGAGGCCCGUCUCCCCGAAGCUUGGCCAACAUCUUGCUACAUUGAAGUACCGGAUCUCUUUCGAAAAGAUUUUCAUAUCACAUCUAUAUGUCGACAAUUCGCGGGAUGCUUGGGCAGACGGUGUUACUCCUUAUGUUGGAGUCAAAACUCUUAUAGAUCACUUCCAAGCCGAUAUGCAUCAGAGAGAUCAAGAAAGUACUCGUAUCAUCCGUGACGGACCCAAGGCCAUUCAUCAUAAAGCAUUCUACGCUAUCGAGGUCGUUACGAAAGGUCUUGACCUACGAUCAAUGCUGGCCGUCUUCGAAGAACCCCUCAAACAACAAGUGCGGAUGGAGUCGUCUCCGCUUCUGAGCAAUUAUAGGACCAAGAUCAAGGCAGACCCAAUCUCUGCGGAGUCCUUAUGGCUGGAUGCGGAUGAUUUUAGCAAGCCGGAAUGGGCGCCAUCCGCACCGCCGACCGUCUAUUUGUUGCCCGCCGCUCGCUGUCCGCAAUUUACGUACUUCAAACGCGCCGUUGAUAACAAUGAGAGUCCGUCUGGAGGUCCAGUUGUGCGAAGCAAAUUUGGCAACGAGGACACGCAUACAUGCUAUCUGGGCAAGGAGGCUUCUGUUACCCAAGUUCAAAUUGCACUCACAGCUGCACGUAUCAGAGAACUCGAACACAAACUUGAGCAUACAUCAGGGCAAUGCGAACGUAGCCAUUCCGCUGACUGCUAUGAUAGCUCACAUGGUCUAGCUGACGAACGAUCUACGAGCGUACGCAAGAACAUCGCCCUGCUGAACAGCUACGGCCUUCAUUUGGAGAAAAUUGAGGCAUCGGCUGCGCAACAUAAUUACUACAUGCCUUCAGAGGCGGUUUCUCAAGAAGAAUGGGCUGAAUUUGACAAUGUCUAUCAACUGCACUUUCCACAGAUUUUCAUGAAUCAAACCAUUCGCGAUAUCAUGAUGCAAUAUUAUUAUUGCUCUCGUGCGAAACGCGGUAUCGAGUAUCACAUGGCAACGCGGUCAGUGAUUCACCAUCGAGAUCAGACGUACUGGAACUCAUAUCCAUCCAGCGCGGUCAAGUUCAUCAGAGAUCAGGCAAAAAGUGCACUCGCUGAUCUGCUUCAUGAGUCGGACGGUCCUCGCGGACCUGUUGCCAGUGCGCAAGCCGCAGCCGCAGCAGUCCGGAACUUCCUGACAGGAGACGGCAGCACAGGCGUGGAGAGCGUGUCAUAUCCCAUCAUGGAAGCCCCGGGAGCUGCUGAUCCACUAGACGGCUGGUCGCAGGGUGUUUCCCUUCGCAAGAGCGAUUUCUGUCUGCUAUUGAAGCCGCAGAUUGUUCUAAGAAGCGAGGCGACGGCAGAGUCGGAUGCCGACUCUGUCUGCGUUCUGGCAGCUGUGCAAGGGAAGAUGAAGUCGUACAAUAUUAUGGAUGACGCCAACGCGGAUGACCCUAUUAGCGGUAAGGUCAUGAGUAGGAAUUUUGCUUCGGUGACUGGUUUGCAGACGUUCUCACCUUCAGCGUCAAACAAGUCUGGUGACGAAUAUGUUCCUCUGGAGGUGUUGAUUGACUUGCGUUGCGAGAAUAGCCAGUUCGACCGGCUCGUGCCGCAAACGGAUGCUUCGUUGCAGUAUGACAAGUUCAAUCGCCUACGACUUCGUACCAAUGCUGCAUCUUUGACUCGAAGUAUUCACGAUGCUAAUCACCCGCACGACCAUCUCCAGAACCAUACUGACCUCGUGCGAGUGCAUGUUCCACGCUUCACGGUCUCCGCCAAUGACCAGCACUUCCAAUUCAUCUCCAACAUAGUCACGAAGUUGAUUCUCUUCUCCGACGCUGCCCUAAAGGACCGUGCCGACAAGCUGGAGAAGAUGCUCUUCAGCUACGAUUUCACGAAUCUCGCAUCUGCUGCCGAUGUCGUGGCAAACAUGCAGGCCCGUCUAAGACAUGCCCUCGAGACCAGGAGAGAAGCGGUGCAGAGACUCCAAGGCUUCGGAGAUGAUGGGAAGGUGGAAGUCUACAAGAUCGACGCGCAUAUAUUCCUGCUGGCGGACGAACUCAAUCUCAUCUUCGAUGCAAUAAAGCUCGCACAGGACAAGGCAAACGAAGGUUCUGAGCAGAAGUCAGCUCUACUACUGCACGCAUCAUCCUCGGAGAUUUCCUGGGGGAUGCUGGACCGGCAAGACCAGCUCCUCGCCAAACUCGCUGUCCGUGACAUCCAUUUCUACUGGCUUAGUCGCCAGGACAGCUCUACUGUGAACAACCUUGUCGUUGGUGACCUCCAGGCGUUCGACGGGUCCGCUGACGCUGAAUGGACGGAAAUCCUGUCGAGAUACGAUGAGCCGUCUAGCCAUCCUCUCGUGAAGCAAAAGUUGUUCCUCGUUGCUGACUGGACAGUUCUCCCACCCGUGGGAGGCAUCACGAUCUAUGAACGCUUCGAGAUCACCUUCCACCCCAUGCGACUGCAGAUCGACACUCGCGUAGGCCGUAAGAUCAUGGAGUACGUCUGGCCCGCACGGCGGCAUCGACACAACACAGAGGACGAAGUGCAAGCGUUCGACGACAUCCCGGAGUCGCCGAGCGCCUUCGACGAGUCGUCGAACGUCGUCAUUGUCCCAGAGAGCCCCAUGAGCCCGCGCCGCUCGUCCUGGGACGUCUCCCCGCGAGCGCCUCGCCAGUCGUACGACUCACACCGACUCGCCCCGGCAAGCCCGCUGCGCAAGCUGGGCGCGUCGCGGUCCUUCACCGACCUCCGAAAUACGAUGAGCGACUCAAUGGUGGCGCCGAAGCUGCACAAGACGCGCUCGACAGACGCGCUUCUGGCGUUCUCAUCGCCGUCACAGUCGGGUAGCAAGGUCACAGAAGGCCUCGAUCGCCGCCCGUCGGCGCGGAGUGCGAGGGAGAUCGACGAUGCGACGGUGAUGAAGACGCGGUCGUCGCAAAAGACGUUCGUGUGGGUCAAGGUGAAUAGUCUGCACUUGCUACUCAGUAUCGCGAAGGAAGACUCGUUCCUGUGUCGAGAUGCACGCAUCCGUACACGAGCACUCGAAUACCGCAACCAGACGUGGAGCUUCGAAGAGCUCGUUGACCAGUUCAUACCCUCGGGCCGCAAUUGGCGUGGCUGGGUUAAGAUGGCGUUCCAGCAACCGCUCGUUCCCGUACUACCGGUCGCACGCGAGCUGAUCUCGAAGACCAAGUGGAUUUCCAACAAGAGCCAUCAUAGUCAUACGCAGGAUGAGCGUCCUAAUUCACCAAGCUUAUUUUUGCCAUUCCAUGGACGUCACAAUAACACCUCGGCGACGACUUCCUCUAGUUCCACGGUGAACACUCCGAGCUCGACGACGUCGGAGACUAAGCGCCAACGUGGAAUAUCUCUCUUCAGUCGGCAAUCUAAAUCGCAACCCAUACUUGCUAAGGACCUCACGGCGGAGCCUGAGCCACUGCCGGAGGACGCCAUGGAGCAGGUGGCCGCCGCACGUAGUGGAAGGGUUCGUGUACUCAGCGUGUUCAAGCGCAAGCAUACAACGGGACCACGGUCAAGCAUGGACUCAGACGUCUCUGCCGCUAGUAUCGUGCUAAUUGCAACACUCGUUGGUAUUGCGCAGGAGCCGUCGCGAAUCGAGAAGAGCCGGGCGCACCCGCUGACGCGACAUCGUGAAGGAGACGAGGGUAUGAUGUCGCUGCAGGGCUCACAGAUGGAUGUACUCGUGCCUAGAGAUGAUCGGGAGCCGGGGCGUGUUGGGAGUGCACUCAGCUUGCCUGAUUCAGAGAUGUUGCAGCUCGACUGGGAUGGAGAGCACCACCCGGAUGACAUUGUCGAGCAUCUUGAUGUGAUAGACCCUCAGAUAUCCACUGUUGCCACACUUACCAACGCGGCAAACGCGAUUGUGAUACCCCCUCUAGACUUCUAUUCCCGCAAGCCCGUGGUCGUCCUGCCUCGCAGGCGACGGAGGAAAUCAAGAACAAACAACGCUGAGAAAGGACGAGCGGAAGAUGCUGAUGACGACGAGGACAAUCUAGAUCGGCAUGUGGAAGAUGUCCUCAGGAAGAGAGACCGAUUCCGCAGGGUCAUGCAGGGCGUGUGGUCAUUUGUGAAGACCCCAGUAUAUGGGUUCCUCGUUGUAUUUUGGGGAACUGCGCUUGUACUUUUCCUCGCUCGGUUCAUCGACUUGCACAACGACAAUACGCAAGACUUCUGGGUCGAGGUCUGUCAGCAGAUCGAAACUGGAUUAUUCUCUGUCACAAGUAUCGGCUUAGGACCAUUUCGCAUCGUCGAUACAUAUCGUGUUUGCAAGAUUUGGUACUAUCAGCGCAAGACUGAGAAGCUCCGGCUCAGAGCGGGUUUGCCGGAGCUCUACGACCCGAAUGAUCUACCGGAUCCGCACUACGACGCGAAUUAUAUUCCAGUGUUGACGGAGCAGGAGCAGAUAGACCUGCACUACCGCGCAGACGUGGUAUCGCCCUCAUGGGACGCAGACGCACCGGUCUGGAUAUGUGGAAUGAACGAUCUGAACACCUUCUUUCAGUGUCUGCUUAGCGGCUGCAUGUGGAGCAUGAAUCGGUUUCAGCGCCCGGCUUGGACCACCGCAACUACGCUACCUGCCGCCUUCGUUGCCGGAAUCGUUGCGGGUUUCCUGAUCUACUGGGGUGGGCGCAAGACAAAGCGCGUGAAGGAAGUUAUGGAACGCCUCCGUAUGGCGCUCGCUAUGGAGCGCCCUCCGCUCGAUGACGGAGCCGAACGGCAGUCGAUUACGAUGAUGGAAGGCGCGUCGCGUGUGCCGGAGGCACGACCGGGUGAUUACACGCAGACAUUUCCAAGCGAGAUGCAGAAGACACGGUCCAAGGACUUCGCGGAAUCGGAAGGGAAUAGGGUUCCUGAGACGCCACUUUCCCCUGUCACGCCGACCACGCCUGGGAUAACCAUUGUGGACGAGAUGACGGUCCCCCCUGCGAGCGCACUGGAAGAUGAUAAUCGGAGAUGGUGA